Messenger RNA from Lepus europaeus (European hare), 939 nucleotides. RefSeq names its product olfactory receptor 5AS1. Gene Ontology annotation, biological process: sensory perception of smell; G protein-coupled receptor signaling pathway. The coding region runs from base 1 to 939 and encodes 312 amino acids. Gene Ontology annotation, cellular component: membrane. Gene Ontology annotation, molecular function: G protein-coupled receptor activity; odorant binding; olfactory receptor activity. The record is from RefSeq and is a predicted model, not a curated record. Lineage: Eukaryota; Metazoa; Chordata; Mammalia; Lagomorpha; Leporidae. The transcript has a single exon.
AUGUUGAAGAGUAAUUAUACCAUGCCAGCUGAGUUCAUAUUUGUUGGAUUUACAGAUCAUUUGCCUGUCAGAGUCACACUAUUCUUGGUUUUUCUUGUUGUUUAUACAUUAACUGUGGUGGGAAAUCUGGGCAUAAUAAUCCUAGUUAGUAAUAAUGCAAGCCUCCAAACCCCCAUGUAUUAUUUUCUUGGCAACUUGUCUUUCUUAGACAUUAGCUAUUCUACAGCAAUAGCUCCUAAAAUGCUGGUAAAUUUUUUAGCUUCCAGGAAGAGCAUUUCUUCCUCUGGCUGUGCACUACAAAUGUUUUUCUUUGCUUGUUUUGCUGAUGCUGAAUGUCUCAUCCUGGCAGCAAUGGCAUAUGACCGCUAUGCAGCCAUCUGCAACCCACUGCUGUACUCUACACUGAUGUCUAGGAGAGUCUGUAUCAGCUUGGUUGUAUUGGCAUAUUUCAGUGGAAGCAUGACGUCACUGGUACAUGUCUCCCUCACAUUCAGGCUGCCAUUUUGUGGGUCCAAUGUUGUCAAUCACUUUUUCUGUGAUAUCCCACCCCUCCUGGCAUUAUCAUGUGCAGACACCCACAUCAAUGAGCUUCUGCUCUUUGCCUUGUGUGGCUUCAUACAGACAAGCACAUUUGUGGUCAUAUUUAUCUCUUACUACUGCAUUCUCAUCACAGUUUUGAGCAUCAAAUCAUCAGGCAGCAGAAGCAAAACCUUCUCCACCUGUGCCUCCCAUCUCUUAGCAGUCACUUUAUUCUAUGGAACACUUCUGUUUACGUACUUACGUCCCACCACCAGCUAUUCCCUAGACACUGACAAGGUGGUAGCAGUGUUCUAUACUGUUGUCUUUCCCAUGUUCAAUCCGAUAAUCUAUAGCUUUAGAAACAAGGAUGUGAAGAAUGCCCUCAAAAAACUAUUAGAAAGACAAUUUUCAAAUGGGUAA